AUUAAGUUUUUUUCAUAAAAUUUGAUUCGCCCUGAAAUAAUUAGCAAUUAAAAGGAAAAUAAUUAAACUUGAGAAGAACGUAUGGAAUGUGUUAAAGAGUCUGCAGUGGCUCCACUUGGAUCUCUCUCUCUUACUUACUCAAAUAUCUUCCUCUUCCAUCUUUCUCUCUCUCUUUUUCUCAUCUCAUUUAAAUCAGAACAGAAAAUGGAGAGCUCUACAUCUUUAGCCAUCGUUCUUCAUCAGUCUUCCAAUCAUGACGAACUCUUCAUGCAGCAGACUCUUCAAUUCUCACAAACUCUCAAGGAUUUAAAGAACUUGCGGAAACAGUUGUACUCAGCUGCUGAGUACUUCGAAACAUCUUAUGGCAAAGAAGAACACAAAGAAACGGUGAUAGAGACGUUGAAAGAAUAUGCAGCAAAGGCAGUAGUGAACACAGUGGAUCAUCUUGGUUCUGUCUCUGAUAAAUUCAACUCUUUUCUCUCUGAUAACUCUGCCCAUUUCUCCACCACUCGUACUCGUUUAUCUUCUCUCGAACAAAGGAUGAAACUAUGCAGAGAGUAUAUGGGUAAGAGUGGGACUUAUCAGCAUUGCUUUCGCAUUCAGUUUCCUCCUCACCAUCAUAAGCGUUACUUCUUCCCUCAACAUGGACGUGGCACAAGUUUCGCGGCAGGAGAUGACUCACAUCGGUUCAAGAGUGCUGUUCGAUCAACAAUACUAGAAAACCACCCAAUUACUACUACUACAAGGAAAGCUAACAAGACAGGAAGCUUCUCCUUCUUACCCAUCAUACAAAACAAUAUCAGCAACAGAACACCAAACAGUACAGGUAAAAGAGAAAACUCUCCAGUGAGAUUUUCUCUCUUACGUUCAGGAUCUCUACUAAAACGUUCAAGCUCUCCAAGCCAGCCAAGAAUGCUGGCGUUGUUACCGGAACCACAAAGAGCGAUAUCUUUGUCGACAAGUAGAGAGAUAGUGGAGAUCAAGCAAAAAUCUUCACUGAGAAAGGGGAAGAAGAGUCUGAUGCUCAAGGCACUGAUGAGUAUGAGCAGCAAGUCCAAAAACUAAAUCACUCCCUUUGUAUUUUUAUAUUUUAUAAUGCCCAUCCUUACAAAAACAACAUGUGAAUUGAGGAGAGAGUAAUAAUGGUCAUCCUCAAUCUUCUUUAGAUUCUUUGAUUGAAAAUGGGUUUGUUGAAUUUUAAUAGAAACAUACAGAAGUUUGUUCACUAGUUAGUUUCUUCACUUCAUUGUACACUCUCUCUAGCUAGCUUUGACUUUAGACUAUAGAGCCAAUUAAUUAACUACUUCCAGUUGAUUGUGAU
Molecule: messenger RNA, 1321 nt
Organism: Eruca vesicaria subsp. sativa (arugula)
Lineage: Eukaryota; Viridiplantae; Streptophyta; Magnoliopsida; Brassicales; Brassicaceae
Source: the annotation of a GenBank genome assembly